AUGUAUGGCCCUUUCACAUCAUGGCCUGAAGCAUUCGGUGGAGGAGCUGGAGGUGCUGAAGCUGGGGCUCAGGCUCCCUCACGCUUCUCUAAUAUAGUGCUUCACUUCACUGCUUCAGCUUUAACGUCAUUUCCUCUCUUCACUGCUUCACGCCAUUUCCUCUUCAGUCUUCACUGCUUCACGCCAUUUCCUCUUCUUCCACAACUAUUGACUGCUUCAGCUCUUCCACAAUCAACCAGUGAACCAGCGUGGCAGCAUUUCUGUUCCCACAAACUUAAGAUGGCGGAUGAAACUAGAUUAAGUUUGGCCGGUUCAACUAAUAGCGUACCUAAUACAGAUGAUAGCAAUGACAACUCACUUGACACCGAGCACCAGGUAACAAAGAAAAGAAAGAAUAUGAAAUCUAGAUCAGAUGUUUGGGAGCAUUAUGAUAAGGUCGUUGUAAAUGGUAUUGUUAAAGCAAAGUGUAGACAUUGUAAAAAUAUUUAUGCAGCUAAUACAUCUGUAAAUGGAACAACGGGAUUGAGACAACAUAUAGCUUUGAGGUGCCUACCAUAUAAAGCCAAGAUUGAAACUAGCACUCAGAAAAAGAUACAUUUUACAUCUACGGAUAAGCAUGAGCCGCGUUGGGAAUUUGAUCAACAAUUAAUUAGGAGGGCUUUAUUUGAGAUGAUAAUUAUAGAUGAAAUACCAUUUAGCUUUGUAGAAAAAGAAGGCUUCAAGAAGUUUAUGCAAGUAGCCCAACCUUUAUUUCAAGUUCCUUCCCGUAGAACAGUAACAUGGGAUUGUUAUGGACGUUACGAUGAAUUGAGACUAGAUUUGAAGAAGUCUUUUAGAGAAGCAAAAGCAAAAAUUUGCCUCACCACUGACACAUGGACAUCGUUGCAAAUAAUUAAUUACAUGUGUUUGACUGCUCACUAUAUUGAUAGAGAUUGGGUUUUGCAUAAAAAAAUAUUGAAUUUUUGCCCUAUCACUAGUCAUAAAGGUGAGCAUAUGGAAGAGGCUAUUGGCAAUUGUUUGCUUUAUUGGAACUUGGAUCAAAUUUUUACUGUUACUGUUGAUAAUGCUUCUUCCAACGAUGUUACAGUUAGAGAAUUGUCUAAACAGUUAAAUAAUUGGGACACUAAUAUAAUGGAUGGUAAGAAUCUUCAUGUGAGAUGUAUGGCCCACAUACUUAAUCUAAUUGUGCAAGAAGGUUUGAAGGAAAUUGAUGCUUCUGUCAAACGUGUUAGGCAAAUGGUAAGGUAUGUUAGAUCAUCUUCGGCAAGGGGAGCUCACUUUAAGAAAUGUUGUGAAGUUCAAAAGGUGGAAUGUUCUAAAUCAUUAGAGCUAGAUGUGCCUACUAGGUGGAAUUCCACCUACUUGAUGUUGGAUACAGCACAACACUUUGAGAAGGCCUUUGAUAGGUUUGAUCUUUUUGAUGAGAAUUUUAAUAAUUAUCUUUCUAGUCAUAUUCUUGAAGAUGGAAGUGUUGCAGGUUCACAUUACGUUACUUCUAAUGUUCAUAUUGAGGAUAUAUGUGAGCUUGAUGUACAUUUGAAAGUGUGUUUAGAAAGUGAAGAUGUUAGUUUAAGUAUAAUGGUUGAGCGAAUGAGACAAAAGUUCAAAAAGUAUUGGGGGGAUACCGAAAAGAUGAACGAAAUGAUUUUUAUUGCUUUCGUGUUGGAUCCUCGUAAUAAGUUUGUGUAUGUUAACUUUGGGCUUGAAGAGCUAUUUGCUGAGGAAGUAGGAAAGAAAGUAAGCAAAUGA
Messenger RNA from Lycium barbarum (goji berry), 1749 nucleotides. RefSeq names its product zinc finger BED domain-containing protein RICESLEEPER 1-like. Gene Ontology annotation, molecular function: DNA binding. The coding region runs from base 1 to 1749 and encodes 582 amino acids. The transcript has 4 exons. NCBI's taxonomy places the organism in Eukaryota, Viridiplantae, Streptophyta, Magnoliopsida, Solanales, Solanaceae. The record is from RefSeq and is a predicted model, not a curated record.